Molecule: messenger RNA, 909 nt
Organism: Entamoeba dispar SAW760
Lineage: Eukaryota; Evosea; Mastigamoebida; Endamoebidae
Exons: 2
Source: RefSeq, a predicted model, not a curated record
UGUAUCUAUUUAUCUAUUUAUCUAUUCUAUAUAUAUUAUUAUUAUUAUGUUUAUUAUUAUUAUGUUUUUUAUUAUGUUUAUUAUUAUUAUGUUAUUUAUGUUUAUUAUAUUCUUAUAUGUUUAUAUGUUCUUAUUAUUAUGUAUAUUUCUAUACCUUUAUCUAUUUUUAUAUCUAUUCUAUAUGAUUAUAUGACUAUACUAUGUUCUUGUCUUCUAUACUUAUACUACCUACACUUUAACUUAUUAACUUAUUACCUUAUUAACUUAUUCCCUUUAUUAUCACUUUAUCACUUUAUCACUUUAUCACUUUAUCACUUUAUCACUUUAUUAUUACUAGUCUAUACUAUAUGUGUGUAUCUUAUAUGGUCUAAGGGGGCCGAUUUAAGCUCGGCUAUCGGAAGAUGCGUGGGUUCGAACCCCACCGGAUGCAUUCUUUUUAUACACUUCACUUAUAUGUUUCUUUAUAUAUUAUUAUAUUAUAUAUAUCUAUAUUCUUAUUUCUAUUAUUAUUAUUAUUAUGUUUAUUAUUAUUAUGUUCUUUAUUAUGUUUAUUAUGUUUAUUAUGUUUAUUAUGUUUAUUAUACUUAUACACUUCUUAUUCUACUUCUUACUAUAUUAUCUUUACUUCUAUUAUAUAUGUAUCUUAGUAUUUAUACUACUUAUACUAUCUUUCUUAUCUAUACAACUUAUACAACUUAUACAACUUAUACAACUUAUACACCCUUAUGUAUAUGUACACCUUAUUAUGUAUUUUAUUCCUUUUUAUUAUUAUUACUAUUCCUAUUCAUUUUCUUACUCUUUUCCCUUUCUAUAACGAAGCAUUCGUGCCCGAGUGGUCUAAGGGGGCCGUCUCAAGAACGGCUAUCGCAAGAUGCGUGGGUUCGAACCCCACCGGAUGCAUUCUUUUAA